AGAACGUGACUCGCUGGCCGAGUGUACCUGCUAAAGCCAAAAAGACAUAGGGCAGGGAGGGCAGGGCUCAUGCUUACGCAGAAGAUUUGGAAAAUAAAAUCUGGAUCAAUCAUCAUACAUUAUUAUGAUUCCAAAACACAAAUAAAUAAAUAAGUAAAUCACACUGUCAUGGAUAAUAGAUGUGAACACUACCAAAGGAAAUGUGCAUUGCUGACCCCCUGUUGCAAUAAAGAAUACAAAUGUCGAGUAUGUCAUGACGAAGCUGAGGGUCAUGUAUUAGAUAGAAGGAAAGUUAAGAACAUUGUUUGCAUGCAGUGCAGAAAACAACAACAGGUCAACCAACAUUGCAUUGAUUGUGGAAUAUUAUUUGGAAAAUACUCGUGUUUGAUCUGCAGGUUGUUUGAUGAUGUUGAUAAAAAACAGUACCAUUGUGAUGAGUGUGGGAUGUGUAGAGUUGGUGGCAGGGAUAAUUUUUUCCACUGUACAAAAUGUGGUUUGUGUCUACCAAAAAGUAUUAAAGAUACUCACAAGUGUUUAGAGAAUGUAUCUCGAAAAAACUGUGCUGUGUGUUUAGAGGAUUUGCAUACUUCUCGAAUGUCAUGUCAUGUUCCCAGUUGCGGCCAUCUUAUCCAUCGGAAAUGCUUCGAAGGUAUGCUACAACAUGGGCAAACCAGUUGUCCGACAUGUAAUAAAAGUUUAGUUGAUAUGUCAUCGCACUGGGAGCAUCUGGACAGGAUUAUAUCGGAAACUCCCAUGCCAGAAUUGUAUCGAGAAUAUCACGUCAAUAUAUUGUGUCGAGACUGCCAUAAAGAAAGCAAAGUUGUGUUUCACGUCAUCGGAUUAAAAUGUCAAACGUGCGGUGGUUAUAACACGACACGAAUAGGCGGUGACGAUCCUCUGCCGGAAGAAGCGUUAGACGAUAUGACGGAGUUGUCUGUUGCAUCGGAUCACGAGGAUUCGUGGGAAACUGUUAGCGUGGAGGAGAGUGAUGCUAUCGAGAGAUUAGAUAGUGAAGAAUGCGAAACAAAUGAACAAGUUGAGGAGACGAUUACACGAAACGAAAGCGAUCCUUCUAAUAACAGCUAACAAACAUUAACCUAACAAUUAGCCAAUGUUUAAAGCGAAUUUAUAAACAGCUAUCUAGCAAAUAUACGAAUAGCAGCUUUCUAGCGCACAUGUGAAUAGUAGCUAUCGAACAUACGGAAACGGCUAGCGAACAUACAAAAACCGCUAGCGAACAUAUAAAAACCGCUAGCGAACAUGCGAAAACCGCUAGCGAACAUACGAAAACAGCUAGCGAAUAUACAAAUAACAAUUAUCGGACAUUCGAAAACAGCUAGAGGACAUACGAUUACCUAACAAUUAGCGAAUGUAUAAAGUGAAUUUAUAAACACCUAUAAAUGUACGACAAACUAUCGAACAUUCAAAUAAAUAGUAGCUAUCGAACAUACGAAAACUGCUAGCGAAAAUACGAAUAACAGCUAUCGAACAUUCGAAUACGGCUAGCGAACAAUCAAAUACUGCUAGGGAACAUUCGAAGAGCAAGUGUAUACGGAAAGUUUAUCAGUUACUGUUAUUUUUGAAAUUUUUACGGUCUGAAAUCUAAAAUAUUGAGUUUUCUUCAAAAUUUGUCCUCAGUUUUUGGCAGAUUCUUUAUAAUUUGCGAAAAAGAUUUGUUCAGUUCAUAAUAUACAGCGGUGUAGUAAAUAUAGCGUGUUUCCACGAGGCGAAUCGAAAGGCUAGAUCGCAUUCGAAAUAUUUGCUUCGUCGAAAAGUAGGAACAGUUCCUACUUUGUAAUUGCAAACUUUUUCGCUGCUUCCUUCUUUUAACCAAUCAAAAGAAAGUUAUUGGUGUUUAUUUUUGAUAGACUUAUUACUGAAAAAAAUUCAAAAAAACUGAUUUGAUUUUAAUAACCAAAAGAGUGCUAACAUUCACUAUUUAAAGUUCGCCACAUCUUGUGUUUUGUGAAGAAAAAAGAGAUAUUUGUAAAAAGGGUAGUUCGCGGAAUUUUGCAAGUUCUAACCCCGUGGAUGAUAGAAACCCCGAGGAUGGUUAAAAAAGAAACCUUGUUUUUCGUUUUAUUUUAUUUUGUUUUAUAUUAUAUUUAUAUCUUUAUAUUAUAGUGUAUUAUUUCCUCUUUUUUAUUUUAUAUUCUUUGCAA
Messenger RNA from Hydractinia symbiolongicarpus, 2162 nucleotides. Its product is annotated as RING finger and CHY zinc finger domain-containing protein 1-like. Gene Ontology annotation, biological process: protein ubiquitination; ubiquitin-dependent protein catabolic process. The coding region runs from base 169 to 1086 and encodes 305 amino acids. Gene Ontology annotation, molecular function: ubiquitin protein ligase activity; zinc ion binding. The record is from RefSeq and is a predicted model, not a curated record. Gene Ontology annotation, cellular component: nucleus. The transcript is spliced from 11 exons. NCBI's taxonomy places the organism in Eukaryota, Metazoa, Cnidaria, Hydrozoa, Anthoathecata, Hydractiniidae.